Mus pahari (shrew mouse) is the source of this 480-nucleotide messenger RNA. Its product is annotated as NEDD8-conjugating enzyme UBE2F-like. Gene Ontology annotation, cellular component: nucleus. Gene Ontology annotation, molecular function: NEDD8 transferase activity. The coding region runs from base 1 to 480 and encodes 159 amino acids. NCBI's taxonomy places the organism in Eukaryota, Metazoa, Chordata, Mammalia, Rodentia, Muridae. The transcript is spliced from 2 exons. The record is from RefSeq and is a predicted model, not a curated record. Gene Ontology annotation, biological process: protein neddylation.
AUGCUAACGCUGGCAAGCAAGUUGAAGCGGGAUGAUGGUCUCAAAGGGUCCCGGACAUCAGCUUCCACAUCUGACUCUACUCGGAGGUUUUCGGUGAGAGACAAGUUGCUUGUUAAAGAGCUGACUGUAAGCCCAGAUGAGGGUUACUAUCAGGGUGGAAAAUUUCAGUUUGAAACUGAAGUUCCCGAUGCCUACAACAUGGUGCCUCCCAAGGUGAAAUGCUUGACUAAAAUCUGGCACCCCAACAUCACAGAAACAGGGGAAAUAUGUCUAAGUUUACUAAGAGAACAUUCAAUUGAUGGCACUAGCUGGGCUCCCACUAGAACAUUAAAGGAUAUUGUUUGCGGGUUAAACUCUUUAUUUGCCAAUCUUUUGAAUUUUGAUGAUCCACUGAAUAUUGAAGUUGCAGAACAUCAUUUGUGGGACAAGGAGGAUUUUCAGGACAAAGUGGAUGAAUACAUCAAACGCUAUGCCAAAUGA